AUGCCAGGUUACCAAAGCCAUGCUUUAAGUGGUAGAAUAGCCAUAACGUCAUCGAGACGAGGAAUAGCUGCAGGAUCCUGUCUAUUUGGUGGCUUUUUGUUUCGUAGAUCAUACGCUACUGUCCCAUCUGAUAAUUCAGAUGCCCAUUACGAUUCCAAGUGGCCCAAGAAAGAUAAUCCAACACCUUAUGAUUUGUUUGAUAAAGCCGAUGGCUCCGAGGUUGAUGCGAGAGCCCUUAAGAGGAAGUACCAUGAAUUUGCGAAAUUAUACCAUCCAGAUAUCUCACAAAACAUCAGAAUAAUAAGGUCACCUAUAAAUCAGAUAAAGUUUGAGAGUAAUUUACUUACUUUAGAUGAAAAAUUGCAACGGUUCAAGAUAACGACUCAAGCUUAUGAGAUUCUUAGCGAUCCUAGGAAAAAAAGGUCAUACGACACUAGUCGGAGCGGCUGGUCUUACGGACCACAGAACUAUGCCUCCACUAUGGCCACUCAGUAUCCGGGAUCGCAUGGUUACAGGUCCGAUAGUACUUAUGCUUACUGGAAUGCGGGGACUUGGGAGGACCAUAACAAUAUGAAGACAGAAAAGGAGCCAAUAGAUGUUUGGACUCUCUUUCUAUGGCUCUGUGGUCUGGUCGUCUGUGUGCAAGCUACUGCUUUACUUACUAGAAUCGAGGAUUCUCUCACAAGCAAAAGGUAUACGCACGACGAAACAGAACAUGAUCUCACACAAUCAUAUACGAACUACGGACUAGAUACAGACAAGGUUUCGAGAUUGAGAAGAUUUUUGUGGUUCAGAACUUACGGGCUUUACAGGACAAAUGCAGAUCUGGAUCGAGAGGCCAAGAAAAAUGAAGAAUUGGUUCAAAAUAUGAUAAACAAGAAGGAACAGAAGGGAAAGACGGCAUCUCGGAGUUAA
Torulaspora delbrueckii is the source of this 915-nucleotide messenger RNA. RefSeq names its product Jid1p (gene JID1). The coding region runs from base 1 to 915 and encodes 304 amino acids. The transcript has a single exon. NCBI's taxonomy places the organism in Eukaryota, Fungi, Ascomycota, Saccharomycetes, Saccharomycetales, Saccharomycetaceae. The record is from RefSeq and is a predicted model, not a curated record.